Molecule: messenger RNA, 2709 nt
Organism: Didymodactylos carnosus
Lineage: Eukaryota; Metazoa; Rotifera; Eurotatoria; Philodinida; Philodinidae
Source: the annotation of a GenBank genome assembly
AUGAAUCAGUACCAAGAGCUGACUAGUAUCCGUUUUCCACGUACGAGAGAAGAUCAAAGACCUGUUGCGCGUAAGUCGCUCGAUGAGUUUGAUAUUACUAUACAACGUUAUCCGUAUCUUCCGACUAUUGUAGGUAGUCAGACAAAUGAAUUUUUACUAUGUUUAUUUUAUAACGAUAUUAAACAAGCUAAAGAAUUACUUUUUCACAUGAAGGAUUCUGUUGUUGAAUGUCUGAUUGCGUCAAACGUGUUUAAUACAGCUUCACAAAUAAAUGGUUCAAGAAAUUAUGAAAAGCGCAAGGAAUACGAAGACCAAGCUGAAAAAUUUUCAAGAUAUGCUGCAGAAUUAAUUGAUGAACUGGCACUUGAUUCACAAAAAAAGAAUUUUAUGGAAAGUCCAGCCAACGCUUUUUGGAAAUUAACACCACGGCACCUAAUAAAGAGGAAUAAUUGUAAAAGUAUUUUUUCGUCUCGUGUUGUCCAUGAGGCAUGCAGCGAAUUAUGGUUCCAUGAUUUUGAGAAAGAUGACGAGUAUAUUCAUAGUAGAUUAAUUUUAACAACGGUAUUAUUUCCACUGGCACCACUUUUAAUACUUUUAAAUCUUAUACCAUUCAGAAAAGAAUUAAAGUGGAGUGGAAAAAUAAAAAGUUUUUAUCAAGCACCAAUUGUUGUAUUUUAUAAUAAUUACUUAUUUUCUAUUUGGUGUCUGAUGAUAUUUGGUUAUGUUUUACUGGCUGGCUAUUAUCCACUUAAUAUUUACGGUGAACGUCGUGGUACAUCAACAAAUUUGAAAAUAACUCGAUCAGAAAUUCUUUUACAUUUCUGGAUGUGGGGUAUAAUAUUUGAAGAAAUAUUAGAAUGUGCUCAAGCUCGACUGCUUCAUGGCAGUUUCAAAGAUUAUUUUCGACAAAAAUGGAAUGUUCUAGAUUGUGUUGCAAUUUUAUGCUAUCUUAUUGGAUUUUUCACACGUUUCAAAGUGUCGGAACCCGUGUUUAUGACAUCAAAAAUAUUUGUGGCAAUUGAUUUAAUAUUCUGGUGUUUGAGAAUAUUACAUUUAUUUUCCGCUUAUCAAAAUCUUGGAUGGAAUUUAAUAUUGAUAUUUAGAAUGAUGAAAGACUUAGUAUUUUUCUUCUCUGUUAUCAUCAUUAUCCUAUUUGGAUUUUCCAUCAGCGUCACGGCAUUACAAAGCACGAAUAAAGAAGUAACAUGGUCUUAUGAUGCAGUUGGACGACUAAUAAAUGCAACAGUAGUCAAUGAUGGAGCAGGAUCGUAUGGUUAUGAACUAUAUGAUUGGGUAUUAAUUAAACAAUUAUUCGACUGGGGUAUUACAAAAGCGUUUGGAAAUGCCGAUAUUCCAGAGAGAGCCGAUAAUGGUUAUUUUAUUGUUAGCUGGAUACUAACUGUUAUCUUUGUGUUUAUAUCGGUUAUUCUCCUAUGGAAUGCAUUAAUUGCGUUAUUUAGUGUAACAAUCGAUGAUGUUAGACAACAAUCAAAGUUGUUAUGGCGUUAUCAUCGUUUUAUGCUAAUUAGUGAAUAUUGCGAUAAGUCAGAAUUACCAGAUGCUUUGAAACGAUCACUUGUACCACCUCCACUCAACAUUGCAUGGUAUCUGGUACUUAUUAUAUACCGAUGUUUUGUAGCAUCGGAUAAUUGUCAAAGAAAUCAACCACGACACCCACAAGAUGGACAAACUGGAAAUCAAGAUGAUGAAAAAAUGACAACAAAAAUACGAGACUAUUGGAUACGAGUUGAAGAGUUUGAAGCACGACAAGCUUUUUUCCGUCUAUAUUUGCCGCAGUUUCGUGAUACUCCUCAAACAGAUCAAAUGAUUCAAAUAACUGCUCUUGCAGCAAUUCAAUUUGAACGGCAAAUGAUAACACUCUCCACUUCUCGUUCGACUUUUGUUGAUUAUUCGAGGCGCUAUACUCCUAAUUCAGAGGAAAGGCUAUCUUCAUGCUCUACUUUUGCUUCAAAAUAGAACAAAUGCUUGAGAUUUGUCAAAAAGCCUGUGAGCCAGACGGUUGCGUUUUAAAAACGACCGACUGUUACAAGUCUCACGUAUCGAAUAAUACACCUCAUAAAAAUUUGUUUGAAGCAUUGACGUAUAUCAUCAAGUAACAGCUAGAGAAGAUGCGCUUCAAUUUAUUAUUGAAUAACAGAUCGAAAAUGAGCAUUUCGCUAGCCCUAUUCAUUUGAUUAAAGAAGAUUAUAGUUUAUUUAUUAUUAAUCUUGAUUUAUAGAUGAAUUAGACGUCAUUUAUAAAAAGUCAUUGUAAAUCAGAGAACUUAAAUGUAUUGUUAGCACCGUGAUAUGCCUUGUGAUAUACCUUGUGGAAACUUUUCGGUACAUACUCCAUUUAUGUAGCUAGAUAUUCCAGUAUUACUUUACAGUAAGCUCGUAAACAUUUGUGCACAGACAUAUUUAACUACAGUUAUGACAUAACGUUUGCCUUGUGCUACCUCAUUAUGUUCUCAAGCAUGAUGAAGAAUAGAAAAUUAACAAUUCAUGUGUUAAUUAACAAAAUGAUUGUAACAUUUGAAAUGCAAAUAAAAUAAUCCAACUAAAGAGGAAACAAGUAGCUCCUUAUGAAAUUUGUUGGUAGAGCAGUUGGAAAUAAGUAUUUGUAAAUCGAAUAUAGAACUGCUAUGAAUAACAUGACUUUCAAUCUUGAAAAUACUUUAUUCGAGCUUUCGCCAGCUUUCAGUUGGCA